This is a messenger RNA of Tricharina praecox, 1081 nucleotides long. RefSeq lists its product as uncharacterized. The coding region runs from base 196 to 951 and encodes 251 amino acids. Lineage: Eukaryota; Fungi; Ascomycota; Pezizomycetes; Pezizales; Pyronemataceae. The transcript has 3 exons. The record is from RefSeq and is a predicted model, not a curated record.
AAAAGGUGAAGUUUGGGGCGACGAAUCAGAAUACCGGUAUGUAGGAGUUUAGGAGAUGUGUUGCUGCUUGUCGGGACGAAACUUCAUAGGACCGGCCUCGAUAGUUCGGUAUCCCAUGUCCGUCCCCGUCACGGACGAAAGAGUUAUGAACCUCCGCGGAUCGCCGUAUUAUACAGUAUUAUACAUACUGGAUGGAUGGAUGGAUGGAAAUGCAGCAAUUUCAAGGUGGAUGGGUACGGGUUUGCACUGCGCAGUCCGCGACACCGGUACCUGUUCGCAAGUCUGUGCGAGCCACGCAGUCAGAGAUUUGCUAGCAUCCUGUCCGGCAGCACAGUGAGCGGUCCCCGUCGGGCUGCAUGCCGGGUGGGGGAGUCCGACAUGCCUAAUUCGUGGCUGACAAUCCACACCAACCUGCGAUCGGGCUUGCGGUAUCGGCGGAUCAUGCAAUCUUAUUGGUAUAUAUGUAUGAUACUAUACAUACUUGCAUACAUACCUGUUAUCCGGCUCACGCAAUGCGUCGAGAUAACUAUGGCGCUGUGGACUUGUGGGGGAUGGGUGCAGAAAAGAAAGAAAAAACCCCUCCUCCCGGAGGCCGGUGCAACAAUGGUUACCUGGGUAAAGUACUUGUCAAACUUAUCGCACAAUUUCAAAGUUCAGGCCCACCAGCAACAGACAGAUGCAUCCCAACACCGACACGACGGGACUCAAGCCCUAACCCUGGGCUCGAGCAGCCCCUCUUCUCCUGCUCCAUCACGUCCGGUAUCUGCAGCCGGCCAAUCCGUGUGCCACCGCGAACGAUAUCUACCAUCUACGCUACGGUACGCUCUGAAUUGCUUGGAGGGCCGACCAUCUGAAAGCCACCCUACGCCACAGCGCGCCUUAACUGGUCGGUUGGCGUGGAAGACGAACGAACGAGCGCACCCUGUGGAUCCUCGAUCAGGCAGUGAUUGAGUUGGUGAGUGCAGUUCCCACUCACUGCCUGGUCCACAUAUUCCUCCAUUGCAAUCGCACGCGCGGGGAAGGGAGGUUUCUGCCUGGACGGAGUCCAAAGUGCCUGUCGAGUACCCAUCUACAUACCAUA